UCAGAGCAGGAUCACUUAUGAUGGUUAGUAUGUAGAAGGUAGAAAAAUAGGUAGAUGGGAUAUUUGGUUUUAAAAGAAUCAUGGAAAUAAUCAAAAGAAGUUGAUGUAAUUAGAAUGUUAUAUAUAUUUUUACUAAAAGUGGAGGAGGCUAAUAUGAUGAAGAACAAUCAGGUUAUUAAUUUACAGACUCAAUCAAAGUAGGAAAAUGGACUGAACUAUUUGAAGGGUUUUGUAGGUAUGUUAGAAUUGAAUAUUUAAAUCAUUAGGAAAAGUUAAAUCACUUAUAUUGGUGAAUAUCAAAAUGGUAAAAAAGUAGGAAGAUGGGAUAUAUUCUACAAAGAUUUAUGGACAAAAAAGAAUUAUUUAAUGUAAGUAAAUAUAUAUCAAUUAUUUGGAAUAUAGUGGUGGUGGAUAAUAUAAUAUUAAGUAAGAUGGAGGUCUUAUUGUUAAUUCAAAUAAGAAUGGUAAAUGGAUUGAAUUGAAUGAUGGUUUUUGGAGGUAUUAUAUAAAUUAAAAUUAUUAGUUAUGGUUAAGUAUUUUAUAGUGGUGAUUAUAUUAAUGGGAAUAAAUAGGGAAGAUGGGAUAUUUAUUUUAAGGAUGAAUGGAAAUAUGAAAAUGAAUUAAUGUAAGAAAAUUUUUAAUAUUUUUAUAAAAAUAGUGGUGGAGGAACAUAUAUAAUAGAACAAGAUGAAAAUAAUAUUGUAAAUUCACAUAAGAUUGGAAAUUGGAUUGAGUUGAGUGAUAAUUUUGGAAAUGGAUUUGGAUAAUAAUAAAUUCUAUAUUCUGGUCAAUAUAAAAAUUGUUAAAAAAUUGGUAUAUGGUAUAUAAUGAAGAGAGAUAAAUACAAAAUGGAAGAAGGAUUCAAGAGAAGCAAAAAAAUAUUUAGCUAUCCGAAUUUCAUCUUGUGA
This is a messenger RNA of Paramecium sonneborni, 908 nucleotides long. The record is from the annotation of a GenBank genome assembly. NCBI's taxonomy places the organism in Eukaryota, Ciliophora, Oligohymenophorea, Peniculida, Parameciidae.